CUCCGUGACCCGGUAACCGCCCCCCCCGUGCCCGUCACCCCGUGACCCCGGUAACCACUCACCCCCCCCCGGCUCUGCCCGUCGCUCCGUGACCCCGGUAACCGCACCGUGUGGGGGCAGAGCCCCAUGGCGCGGCGGCGGCUGGAGCGGGCACUGCUGGAGUCACGCAGCAGGGAGAGGGAGGAGGCGGCCCAGGGCCCCGCACAGCUCCGCAUCAGGUACCAGGUGCCACUCAGCAGCGACCCACACGGGAUCUACAGCCUCCGCUUCGCUCCGGCCGGCGGGUGCCUGGCAGCUGGGUUUGGCAAUGGGGCCGUGCAGAUUGUGAACGUGGCCACAGCCUCCCUGCACUCGUCCCUUUUCCGAGGACACCGUACGCGCCACGCGAUCACUGCCUUGGCCUACCACCCAGGGAGACCCAGCCUGCUCCUGGCUGUGGGGGCUGAUGGCAUCAUCUCUCUCUACAGCAUGGACUCAGAGACACCGCUGGCAACAGUGACAGAGAAGGAGAAUGAGAUCAAUGCCAUGGAUUUCUGCAUGGACGGCAGCACCUACGCCACAGCUGGCAAGGACCGACAUAUUCGGCUCUAUGACAGCCACACCAACCAGCUGUCCCACAUUCUGCAAGCUCCUGACUUCAUGACUGGUGAUGUGACACCAAGCAGUGGGCACUCUCGCCGCAUCUUUGCCCUCCGCUUUCACCCUGGAGAGCGCCAUAUGUUCCUGACAGCUGGCUGGGAUGACUGUGUGAAGAUCUGGGACAAGCGGAUGGCAAAGGAGGCUCAGAGAGUGAUCAAUGGGCCUCACAUCUGUGGCCCAGGCCUUGACAUCCAGGGUAACUGCGUGCUCACUGGCUCCUGGGUGCCCCACAAUGCACUUCAGCUCUGGGAUCUACGGACAUCCCAACUGCAGAAGAACCUCCCCUUUCCUGGGGGCCCCACACAGGGCCAGUUCCUCUACGCAGCCCGCUUCUGUGACCAGGACAUAGUGAUGGCUGGGGGCAGCGGCACCAGUGGAGCCAGCGCCAUCCACACUGGCACUAACCAGGACUACGGCCCUCUGCGAUGUCUGGGAACACAGGACCCCCAGGCUCCCCUUCCCAACUCCCCUGCACCCCUCUGUGAGACCUGGAGCAUCCAGACCCCUGGGCACCUGCUGGCAUCUAAUAAACUUUCUGCACCUGAAAAGUUUCCUGAUGAUGCAAGAAACUCUCCAGCCUUCCUGGGAAUUUCAGCCUGGCACAUGGGAAAACCAUUCUGGUUGGCUGCCUUUCCACCUCCUGGGGACGAGCAGCCAAUCAGGGCUGCUGCAGAGGCAGCUGGAGCUCUUUCCCCUCCUCUCCAGAGCUGUGUCUGGGUGAUGGAGGGGCAGGGAGAGCAGCCAACAUCCUUGCAGGAGGGGAAGGAAUGAAAAGAGUCCCCCUCCCUCCCCCAUCCUUGCAGCUGGGAAGGGUGAAGAGAAGCAGGCCUGGGAAAGGGUGUGAAGAACCCCUGGUACUAGAGGAGGU
Molecule: messenger RNA, 1507 nt
Organism: Mauremys reevesii (Reeves's turtle)
Lineage: Eukaryota; Metazoa; Chordata; Testudines; Geoemydidae
Product: polycomb group protein FIE2-like
Exons: 8
Coding region: 127-1410 (427 amino acids)
Molecular function (GO): protein binding
Source: RefSeq, a predicted model, not a curated record